Molecule: messenger RNA, 676 nt
Organism: Chondrus crispus (carragheen)
Lineage: Eukaryota; Rhodophyta; Florideophyceae; Gigartinales; Gigartinaceae
Product: Histone H3
Exons: 2
Coding region: 1-411 (136 amino acids)
Cellular component (GO): nucleosome
Molecular function (GO): structural constituent of chromatin; DNA binding; protein heterodimerization activity
Source: RefSeq, a predicted model, not a curated record
AUGGCGCGUACCAAGCAAACAGCGCGUAAGUCGACCGGCGGUAAGGCGCCUCGCAAACAGCUCGCCACCAAGGCGGCGCGCAAGUCGGCGCCCAUCACCGGCGGCGUGAAGAAGCCGCAUCGCUAUAGGCCCGGAACCGUCGCGCUCCGUGAGAUCCGCAAGUUCCAGAAGAGUACCGACUUGCUUAUCCGUAAGCUCCCCUUCCAGCGCCUCGUUCGCGAGAUCGCACAGGACUUCAAGUCCGACUUGCGGUUUCAGAGCUCCGCCGUGCUCGCCCUCCAAGAGGCCGCAGAGGCCUACUUGGUCGGACUCUUCGAGGAUACCAACUUGUGCGCCAUCCACGCGAAGAGGGUCACCAUCAUGCCCAAGGAUAUUCAGCUUGCGCGUCGUAUCCGCGGCGAGAGGGCCUAAAUUCAAGCACUUGCGCCUCUGCAACGUCUGCUUCCAACCGGAAUCUGUGUAAAUUUGACUUUUUCAGACACCCUUGCCACUCCGCUCUUGUUUCGCUCAAUUUCUGCCGCCUGCGUCCCCUGGCUGGCGUAGCGCUUCUGAUUCGCACCGCAACCACCUCUCAGACUUGGCCACGCUCCGCCUCUCAGUGCAAGGCUUGACGCACACUGGCCCCACCGACAUUUAGCCUGCGAAUAAACCAAAAGCCUAUGCAAUCGUUUUCUUG